Messenger RNA from Bombus huntii, 3049 nucleotides. RefSeq lists its product as uncharacterized. The transcript has 6 exons. The record is from RefSeq and is a predicted model, not a curated record. The coding region runs from base 1735 to 2985 and encodes 416 amino acids. Lineage: Eukaryota; Metazoa; Arthropoda; Insecta; Hymenoptera; Apidae.
UCUAUCGAAAUACAAAAAAAUUUGAUCAGUACCUACUAUAUUGAAUCGAAUUAUUGAACCUUGUCGAGAUUAAUACGCGCAUGACCAUCGAUGUGUAUUUUUAUGAUACAAUCGGAGGGACAGUAAUUCUAUAUAAAAGAAAAUAAAAGAUAUUAAUAUAGACUGGAGUUUAUUCGUAUAACGUUUCAUUUUCCACGAAAUUAUUUUCAAUACGAUUCUAGAAUCAAUUUUCGUGCCAAUUUUACAGUAAUUGAAACCUUAAAAGUAACUAAUCUUCUGUAACAACAGACAUUAUUUAUUUCUAUCAUACAGUUGCUUAACAAUAACGAGGUGUAAUACAUAUAUAUAUAUAUAUUUAAACUUUAGACCAAAAAUUAUAUUUUUCAAAAGAAUUUGAUAAAAAUUAUGCUUUAGAGAUUUACAUAGAGUUUUAUCUCGUCUGUGCUAAUACUUCUGUUUAUCACUGUAUAUGGUUCGCCACUUAUAAUUUUGAAAUGUAUGAAAAUAUCAGAUACAAUGUUGACAAACACUGUUUCAAUAUAUCAUGUGUUGUAUUAUACGUAUAAUAUAAGCAAGCAGGAGGUGAUACUUUAUGUAAAAAUACAUACAAAUUUUAUUAUCCGAGAUUUUUUUAAACUUCUUUCGUUGUAAAUUAUUAUAUGUAUACAUAUAAUUAAUUAAUUAUUAUAUUAUAUUAAAUUAUAUGUGUAUAUAUAUGUAUUUUAUAAUUGGAUUAUUUUAUUUUUCCUAUUUCGUUUUAGUUCUCGUUUAAAAUUAUAGAAGAAAUAUUUAUGGUAAUUCAAAAAAGCUUCAUGUGUACACUAUUUACAAAUCUAAUAUCAUUAUAAUUAUUGCUCAUAAGGGAAAUAUACAAAUGUGUUCUUCUGACGAAUUAUAUAAAAACAAGUACCAUGGAAUUUCACCGCCUUAUUUUGUAUCAUAAUUAAGAAAAGAAACUAAUACCGAUAAGAUUCCAUGUAAUCGAAACAUGUUUCAAUUCGAAACCGUACAAUUUAAUUACAGUACAGUAAAACAAAAAAUGGACUUCUUAAUUGUAAACAUUAUUUUAUAUGGCAUGUAUUAAUAAUUUGUUGGCAAUUUUUCUUCAGGAACCUUAUCAAAUUUAUGUACAUAUUUUAUAAAUUUUCCCCUACGUGAUCGUUAUUAAAGAAGCAUUAAUACAUAUUUAUUUAUCACGAUUUAUUGUUAUAUUUAUUAUAUUUAUAACAUCCACUAUGUUUUUCUAACUUUGUUUUAUAUUUGAUUCAUAUUGCUGACAAUAUACGUAUACUUCUUUUUUAAAUUAUGCGUUAUCAUAAAAUAUACAUGAAUCGGUCACAUUGAAAAUCAUCUGUUCUUAAGACAGAAUAACUUUUUUAAAAUUGGGCUACACGAUUUGAGUUUUUUUAGAAAUUAGGUGAAUUAGUUUAUUAAAUGACAUAUAAAAACAAUUUUUAAAAAAUUAUAAUUGGUUAAAAUCGCAAAGAAAAUAGUAAAAGUCGCCUUUUACAACUUUUUUAUUUGAGCCUGUAAUAAAAAUAUAUAUAUACUGAAAGUUUCAUCGAAGUCAACGUUGCUGUGAGUUACGCUAAAUUCUCAUUAUUUUGUCAUUUCUGUACUUUAUUUCACCUUAUUUCUUAAUUCAUAUUAUUUUUGUUUAUUUUGUAUUUUGUAGCUUUAAUCAUUUUUAAAAAUUUCCUGUUGCCAGAUUAAAAUAUAAAAUCAUACGACAAAAUGUUUUCUAUGACAAAAACAUCGAAGGAUAGCUUAUUUCAGAGUGAAGUUCAUUUGGAAUCAAAAGAUACUUCGAUAAAUAGGAAAAAAUCAAUAAAUAUCGCAACCUUUUCUCUUGAAAAUUGUCAAAUUAUGAAUGACAGUUACGAAAUCGAAACAAAACAAAAAAAUUUGAAAGAAAGUGAAAAACAAGAAAAAAUGCAAAUAGAAAUUAAAAGAUCAGAAGUUUCAAAAUCAGAAUACCAGCAAAUGAAGCCUACAAUCGCAGAAUUAAAAAAUAUUGAAUUUAAAGUAGAAAAACUUAAAACAGAGGACAAAGAGUCAAAAAGUUUUAGUGAUAUUACUUUACAUCAAACCAAUGUUCCAGAAUACAAAAUGAUUCCCAUUGCCGAUAAAUUUGAUUUUCAAAAAGCCUCGAAUGUUGCUGUUCCUCGAAAAUGUCCUCCGCUUUCUAGUCCGCUAUUGAGUGAACGUUCACUUGUUUUAACAACGCAUCUUGUACCUUCGCUACCAAUUGGCUUAUUCGAAGUGCUUGUAGAAGCAAUCGAAGUUGCUACCGAAAAACCUGUAGUACUGUUGUAUGAAUCCAGAAGUGACAGACCAGUUGCAAAAGAAGUUGUGGAUAUUGCUAUCUUAUCAGCAAGUGCAGACUGGGAAGAUGGUGAACUUCUACCUGUGAGUUUCUGUUUCGAACAUCAUCUUAAUAAAGACAAUUCAUCGUGCAUUUAUGCUGAUGUUGUUGUAGCUACAGACCACGCGCUACACGUACAAGAUAUUACAGAUCUUCGCGGUCAUAGAUGUUCUCUCCCAGAUCGAAAGAAAAAUAGUGGAGUAACAGCCUUGUUAUUUAAUUACUUAUACACGAAAGGUGAAAGCCCAGCUUUUUUCGGCAACACGCUUGAUGCUGAUACACAGAUUGCUGCUUUACAAAUGGUUGCAGGAAAACAAGCAGAAGUUGGAAUUUUAGAAUCUCCUGUUAUUAAGUGCCACAAAAACACAUUACCAGGAAUCAGUUCACUUUAUAUUUUAACAAGUUUAGGACCUUUACCACCUUAUCGCAUCAUGAUAAAGAAAACACUUUCAGACGUCCUCAAAAGAAAAAUUACAACUUACUUACUAAACAUAAAUCAAGACAGAGAAUGGAUAGAUAGAUUCGCUCCUUUUGGGAUUACUAGAUUUGCCACAAAUUCUGAAAAAUUAUACAACCUCGACGGUGUAAAAUCUGUAGUUACAAGUGUACCAUACUACUAAGAUUAUGUUAUUCGUAUUGUAUUAUUUAUAGGCAUAUGCAUAAUUAUACAUACAUCACUUAUUA